GUUCCCUUGCGGUGGAGGUGGAGUUUCUCAGGAAACAAACACACGUUCCGUUCUGAUAACAAACCCUACUAGGCCUUGCCGUCUGGGCGAUUGCUCAGCUGGGGUAAAGCUGGGGCAAAGCUGGGGCGAGGCUGGGCCGAGGCUGAGCCGAGGCUAGGGCGAAGCUGGGGCGGGCGAGGCUGGGCCGAGGCUGGGCCGAGGCUGGGGCUGAGCUGAGGCAUGGGUUGGAGGAGGAUGGGUUGGAAUCUCACAGUGGUUCGGAACCAGGGCCUACGCUGGUGUGGUACGAACUCAGGGGUGGCAGCAGCGUACUCCUGGCGUGGGAGGAGGCUCGGAGGGCCUCUCACCUGCCCCCAGCCGCAUCUUCCCCAUCGCUCCUUAUGGGGCGUCCAACUUCGGUAUGUGCCUACAGGUUUCCAAUUCGGAAAAGGGCCGCUGCUAGAACGAACAUCUGCUGCUGCUGCUGCUGACAUUGCCGCUGCUGAUAUUCCUGAGCCCUUCCAGCAGGACCUGCGCUACACCCAUCUGUUCCAACCGAUUUCCUUCUGUGAUUUUGCCAGAACACAGCUCCAUGUCUGUCGCUGAAUGCCGCAGCAGGCACGUGAAGCCAUGCAUUGCGCUUGCCCGGGCUACCAACCAAGAUUUUUAUGGGAGGCGAUUAGCAGCAACGCAUCUACCCGAUUCCUACAUUGCGUGGAUUGGGCGGCACGGCAUGCGGGUUGAAAGCCAGCAGAAGCGGCCUGCUAGCCUGCUGUGGCACGAUGGAGGGUCGAAGAAACAAUACUGUGGAUGGAGUGGAGUGAAAGUUGUGACUCCGCGCUGCCGUGCUGCUGAUUCUAUUGCUGCUGAUUCUAUUGCUGCUGAUUCUAUUGCUGCUGAUUCUAUUGCUGCUGAUUCUAUUGCUGCUGAUUCUAUUGCUGCUGAUUCUAUUGCUGCUGAUUCUAUUGUAGCUAUCGCCACCACUUCUCCUGCUGCCCCUAAUUCGGCCACUGCCCCUGCCUCAGCUGCUGCUGCUGAGGGCGCUGUUUCUGAUCCCAGAGGUCGAAGCAACGGCCACAUUUCAGACGUCUGUGCCGGCGAUGCACAAGCAAACGCUACCUGUGUGACUCGAGGAUCUUCUCCAUCUGGACACCUGGAUGGUUCCCAAACGACCUCCCAAAACAGCUCUGAGGUGACUCAAAAUUGCUCAGAUUUCACACCACGACCCCUCUGGAGUGGAGUGAUGAGUCAGCACGGCGACACAGGCUGUGCCACGUGGCAGCAGCCUGGCGUUCCUUGCCUCCAUGCUGCUGUCUUCCCCACCGUCUUUGCCCCUGGAGCUGGAUCCGACAGGCCUCCUCCCCAUAUAAGAACUCAGGAUUUUAUAAGAGCUCCCCGUAUUCCCUGUCGACGCCCACACGGAGCUCAAGCCAAUGAUAACACCCCAGUGCUGCGGCAAUGUGCUGCUGUCUUCCCUUGCGGCUUUGACCCUCAUGCUGGGACCGUGGAUCCUCCCCUACGUGCAAGCACUCGGGCCCGUCUUCUGCCUGAGAGCCCACAUGAGGGUCGUCUGUAUCCAAAGCACCUGCAUAAUGGGCCAGUGCGCAUAAUGGGUCCAGCCUGUAACGGGUCAGUGCCCACAGUGCAUCAAUGCGCCUCAGCUGUCUUUCCCCUGGCCUUCUCUCAGCCCACGGGCUGCUGCGUCGUUCCGUCCUUCACCGGGCUCUUGAACUCCAUCUCGCCCUCCCAGCAGCACCAACGCCCUCCAAUCCCUACCACCCCGGUUGGCUGCUUCCCCCCUGAGGGCCACGCCAGGUGCUGCCGAAAUAGCCACGGUUCUCCUUGUGCUUUGGACGAAUGUAGGAUAACGAUUGCCUAUGUGCACCAGCAGCAGCAGCAGCAGCAGAAGGAGGAGCAGCAGCGGCAGCGGGAUCUCGAGGUGCACAUUGGGGCCACUGCAUUGGAACUGGAUUCUACAGCAGGCAGUGCCUGUACUGGGUCCAGCGAGGCGUGUUUGUUGAAUCGCCCUUCAACAGGCUCUCGUACCACAAGGCAGGAGAGGGAAGAGAGGCAGGAGAGGGAGUUGGGAUGGUUCACCAUUGCUGAGGACGCGCCGGGCUUGCAUGCGGAAGGAAGGCCUGCUGCUGACACAAUACACAGCAGCGGAUGCGAGUGGCCUGACAGAUCAUCAGUUUCUGAAGAUGGUGAUGAUGAAGAGCUACAAGACACUGCAUCCUCUUGAAGGGGUUUUGGUGAAAUAUCUGGA
Molecule: messenger RNA, 2245 nt
Organism: Closterium sp. NIES-67
Lineage: Eukaryota; Viridiplantae; Streptophyta; Zygnematophyceae; Desmidiales; Closteriaceae
Source: the annotation of a GenBank genome assembly